Molecule: messenger RNA, 2505 nt
Organism: Gossypium arboreum
Lineage: Eukaryota; Viridiplantae; Streptophyta; Magnoliopsida; Malvales; Malvaceae
Product: disease resistance protein RUN1-like
Exons: 5
Coding region: 1-2505 (834 amino acids)
Biological process (GO): defense response
Molecular function (GO): ADP binding
Source: RefSeq, a predicted model, not a curated record
AUGGCAUAUAGAAGGAGACCUGAAACUGAGUACAUCAAGGAUAUUGUUGAAUAUGUUAUAAAGAAGUUGAUGAGUGGCAAAUUUAAAAGUGCUUCUGCAGAGUUAGUUCGAAUAGAUGAUCAGAAACAGACGAUUUUGAGGCUAAUUGAGCAGGAAGACAGUCGUCUAAUAGGACUCUGGGGACAAGGUGGUAUUGGCAAAACUACUCUCUCUGAUGUUAUAUUCAAUGAAAUCUGUCAUGAGUUUGAAGGUAAAUGCUUUGUUCUAAAUGUUAGAGAGAAAUUUAAAACACAGGGGAUGGAAUCAUUACGAAACGAGCUUCUUUCGAAACUCUUAAACCAAGAAAUUCAUGUAGACACCCCCUCAAUUGGGUCAACCUUAAUCCAAGAGAGGCUAAACAAUAAAAGAGUACUUGUUGUCCUUGACGAUAUUAAUGACUCAGACCAAAUAGAUUGUUUUGGUGUUAAACAGUUUGGUGAUGGAAGUAAAAUCAUUGUAACAUCAAGGGAUAGACAAGUACUUAAGAAUGGAGGUGUUGACAAAAUACACGAGGUAAAAAAGUUGAAUAGAAAUGACUCUCUUCAACUUUUUCCUACAUUUGCAUUUAAACAAUUGAAUCCCGCUGUUGAUUUUCAAGAUCUAUCGAAUAAGUUUGUAGAAUAUGCCCAAGGAAGUCCACUUGCGCUUAGAGUUUUGGGUUCAAAACUAUAUAAAAAGUCUAGAAAAGAGUGGGAAAGUGAGGUGGAUAAACUAAAGGAGUAUGCCCAACCAAAAAUUUCACAGAUUUUGAGGAGUAGCUUUGAUGACUUGGAUGAACUAGAGAAGAAUGUAUUCCUUGAUAUUGCAAUCUUCUUUAAAGGAAAACUCAAAAAAGAUGUAGAAAAAAUUCUAAAUUGUUGUUAUAAGGGUGCUGUGUGUGGAAUAAGCAACUUGAUCGACAAAUGCCUGCUUGAUAGCAAAUAUGAAGAUGAACGGAUUUUUAUGCAUGAUAUGCUUGAAGAGAUGGGUAAAGACAUUGUUUGCAAAGAAUCUAUAGACCCUGGAAAGCGUAGUAGGUUAUGGAGUGCUAAAGACGUGUAUCAAGUGCUCAGAUAUAAUAAAGGGAUUAAUCUAAUUCAAGGAAUAAAGUUAGACAUAUCUCAAAUUGAUAAUUUACGGUUACAUCAUUCUACUUUUGAGGGCAUGAUUGAUCUUAGAGUUAUCUUCUUCUACACUUCCGAUACGUUAUGGGAUAAGUGUCUGGCAGAGAAGCUUCUUGCAGACCAAGUUGAUAGUGUAUUUCUUCCUGAUGAGCUAAGAUAUCUUUGUUGGGAUUAUUGUCCAUUCAAAUCUCUAUCAGGUUUUAAUCCAAAAAAUCUUGUUGUGUUGAAAUUAUCAAAUGGCGGUAUGGAUCAUCUUUGGAACGAUGAUGAACAUCAGGUACUUGUUAAUUUAAGGGAAAUUGUAGUUGUUGGCUGCAAGAAUUUAAGGAAGAUCCCAAGUCUAUUAGGAGCCAUCAAUCUUGAACGCCUUGAUUGCUCUGAUUGUAAAAAUUUGGUUGAACUUCCUUGCCUCAAUCAUUUGGCAUCACUUAAAAGGCUUCAACUUAAGGGAUGUCAUAAACUCAAGAAGCUUCCCGAGAUCCCAAAUAACUAUCCUUUUUUAGUAUUACAGGAAAGUGAAAUAGAAGAAGUGCCUGAUUCAAUUGAGCAUCUCAUCGGACUUAAGAGCUUGAACUUGAUGAACUCAAAGGUAAAAAAAGUAUCAAGAAAUAUUUCAAAGUUGGAAUCUCUUAGUGGUCUGACUCUUAGUCAUUGCCCAUUAGUUGAAUUUCCGGAAAUCCCAAGAAGCUUAAGAGUAUUGAACUUACCUGGAACUCAUAUUGAAGAGGUGUACCUGUCUCUCGACUCCCCAAGUAAUCUUCAGACCUUAAAUAUGAGUGGCUCAAAGGUAAAAAAUGCAUCCAUCAAGAUGGAAUCCCUUCGUGAUCUGAAUCUUAGUGAUUGCCCAAUAGUCAAAUUUCCCGAAAUCCCAAGAAACUUGAGAAAAUUAAACUUAUCUGGAACUCAAAUUGAAGAGGUGUCCUUGUCUCUCGACUCUCUAGGUAAUCUUCAGACCUUAAAUAUGAGUGGCUCAAGGGUAAAAAGUGUAUCGAUCAAGAUGGAUUCCCUUCAUAGCCUAGAUCUCAGUCAUUGCCCAACGGUCGAAUUCCCAGAAAUUCCAGGAAGUUUAAGAGAAUUAUAUUUAUCUGGGACUCAAAUUAAACAAGCGUCCUUGUCUUUAAACUCUCUAAGCAAUCUGGAAAACUUAUAUAUGAGCCGCUCUAGCAUUCAAAAGCUAGAGUGCAAUAUGUUCGGUACGAAAGAGAUUCCAACUUCACCAAACUUUCGGUUUAUAAGCUUUGAUACUUUGGCAGUGGACCAUUGCGAGAGUCUUAAAUUACUCUCCGAGCUUCCACCAUAUAUUCGAGACUUGGACUCAGAUGGCUGCACAUCAUUAGAAAAUCUUGAAUCAAGAGUCAAUUGA